CUCCAGAGGAGAUGGAGGAGGAGGCGAUCGCCAGCGUCCCCGGGGAGGAGACGGAGGACAUGGACUUUCUGUCCGGGCUGGAACUGGCGGAUCUGCUGGACCCCCGGCAACCGGACUGGCACCUGGAACCGGGCCUCAGCUCGCCCGGGCCUCUCUCCUCGUCCGGCGGAGGCUCGGAUAGCGGCGGCCUGUGGAGAGGGGACGACGACGACGAGUCGGCAGCUGCGGAGAUGCAGCGCUUUUCUGACCUGCUGCAGAGGCUGUUAAACGGUAUCGGAGGCUGCAGCAGCAGCGGCAGUGACAGUGGCAGCGGCGAAAAGAGGCGGAGAAAGUCCCCCGGAGGAGGCGGCAGCAGCAGCGGCACUGACAGCAACCAGGCGGCGACAAAGAGUCCCCGGAAGGCGGCGGCGGCCGCGGCCCGUCUUAAUCGGCUGAAGAAGAAGGAGUACGUGAUGGGGCUGGAGAGUCGAGUCCGGGGCUUGGCCGCCGAGAACCAGGAGCUGCGGGCCGAGAAUCGGGAGCUGGGCAAGCGCGUACAGGCACUGCAGGAGGAGAGUCGCUACCUACGGGCCGUCCUGGCCAACGAGACCGGACUGGCUCGCUUGCUGAGCCGGCUGAGCGGCGUGGGACUGCGGCUGACCACCUCACUCUUCAGAGACUCGCCCGCCGGUGACCAUGACUACGCUUUGCCGGUGGGAAAGCAGCAGCAGCAGGACCUGCUGGAAGAGGACGACUCGGCCGGAGGAGUGUGUCUUCAUGUGGACAAGGAUAAGGUGUCGGUGGAGUUCUGCUCGGCGUGCGCCCGGAAGGCGUCGUCUUCUCUGAAAAUUUUCUUUUUUAGGUGAUUUCCUUCCUGCCAGGCUCCGUUGUAGGGGUUACAGAACAGUCGUUCCCGCCUCACAACCUGGUAAGGUUCCAUCUCUUCACGUAACGCUCAUGCUCUGCUGCUUAGUCUACUUUAAUGGGCAACAUCUCAAUUUUGUGUGUGUGUGAUUUUUUUUUUUUUUCUUUUUUGGAAGGCGGGAGGGGAAUCUAAUUUGGGCCCUGUCCACCCUGGAAACAGACUUGUGCUGGUCAAUAAUGUAUUUAAGAUGUUUCUUAUGGUUGAAAUAGCUGUUAAUGUAUCCCCUUGUUCAGACUUGCGCGUACCUAGCUCUUCUGUCCCCAGUGUGGACAUGGCCUUGGAUGACAUCGAUUCCAACUGUACACUGAAAGCUGCUAAUAGAGAUACAGUUUGGAGACAGUGAAACAGGUGAAGUUAAAUGGAAGUUCCGAGUUGUACAAGAUGCAAAUUGGAAUUCCAGUAUUAGAGCAACUUUUCAGAGGUUGACAAGUGUUUGGGGCAUGCACAAAUGAGAUAGUUAUUUUGCUGGAAGUGACGACAAAAUAACUUAAAUAUUCAAGAAUGCCUUUUAGUUUUAAGUAGAAGAUCUAGAAUUACAAUAUUCAGAUUAACAGAUUUUAAUAUCUCACCAUUAGAGAAAUGGAAAUUAACAGGCAUAUCAGACCCGUGUUAGUUAAUUGAAGGAAGAAUAAGAAUGGUUAAUGAAAUGUUUCUUUGAGAACCAGCACAGUGAUUACCCUAUCACUGAGUAUGAAUAAAUUGUUGAACACCUUUAUUUUUGUUGUAUUAAAAUUUUAGGUUAAAUUUAUGUAUGAUUCGAUUUUGAAGGUUGUGAAAUGUGAAUGAAAACAUGUAAAGUGAGGCUUCACAAAGAAUCUUAUUUUCCAUAUUUCAAAGGCAUUUUAAAAAUUGAGUGGUUCUGGCUACUUAAUGACAAGAUUGACACUUUUUCAAAAGAUGGGAUGUAUUCUUCCCUUGAAGUUCUCUGUUAUCUAUCGUCCAGUUUUAUAAAUUGAGUUACGGUGGCCUUCGGUGUAAGAGGCAUUAAGAAAUUCUUUGUGAAACAUCACUGUUUGAUAAAGUAUAUACCUAUUUAGCAUCCUUGUUUUUCUUUGUGCUAAAGUGGAUACAGCUGUUGGGGCAGAAGAGACGGGACCAGCUGCUGGCCACAUUUCCUGCUUUAUUUUAAAAGGUAGUAUAAGAAAUGAGGAAAAAGAGGUAAUAUCAGGGCUUCUGCUGUCUUUUCUUUUAAAAUGUUCAUAAUUAAAAAGUUUUUCCAGCAGUCCAAAGAUGUAAGUUAUCUUACUCACGAAAUGUUUUAUUUUGUUGUUGUUUGGUUAUGAAAAUGGAAUCCUUGUUCUUGCACAACUGUAAAUGUUUUGUUGCUAGAUAAUACUAUUUGAGACCUAACUUGGUCUCUGGUUUCCAGUGCAUCACAACAAUUUUGUAAAAUCAUCUACUGCACUUGAGCAUGAAUGGGUAGUAGCCAAACUCACAACCUGGAGUGAUGAACCUGCUUUUACCUAAGUGCAGAAGCAAGCCCCUCACGAUGCAGCUGCAUGGAUUUUUAGUGCCUACUGAAUUAUUCAUAUAUAUAUAUAUAUAUAUAUAUAAACCAAAAGUAGUUGGAAAAAUUAUUUGAAAUGACUAAUUUGUGCUAUCUUUAUGGAAUAUGUUAAAUGUAGAUUUUUGAAACAGAAGCCUUGAAUUGAAAUUUAAUUAAUACUUGAACAUUUUGUAUAUAUUUCUUUGUAUAUAAUUUUGUGCAGUACCAAUGACAAAAAUAUGGUGUCAUUAAUAAAACCAGGUUUGUUGAUCUUUCAGUUAUGGGCUCAAAGAAUUUUUUCAUCUCUAAUAUGACAUUGAAAAAUAAUGGAUGAGAAUAGGAAAAAUGAUUGUUGUUAAUGCUGACUGUGGGUCGUAAAGGUUCUGGAAGCAGUAAAUGCGUUUUUCUAAAAAUUAUACCAAUUCCUUGGAAUAUUUUCUUCCUAAUGUCAAUGCUUUCCCUGCAUUAUUUGAAGUUGGGGCUGGGGGAAAACAGUAGUCAAAAGCUUUCUGAAUUGGGAUGCUUUGAAAUUCCAAGUGUAGAUUUUUAGAAUGUCAUUUUAUAAAUGGCAGUUUUCGAAAAUACUUGAUUAAGAACUUUUGAAAGAGGAGAUUAGUAUCGCCUAUUUUUAAAGCUGCUUUGUUAGGUUACUUAUGUUUGCAACUGUCUUUUCUUAGUUUCCAUUUCAUUUUCUUUUUUUUCCUAAUUUUGGUGACUCAGUGAUUUUUGUCAUUUUUACAUCAACUUCAUAGUCUUGUUUUUACAUGGUAUUGCAUGUAUUUAGGACCUAUCUAACAGGGGCGUUAAAUAAAUUUGGUCAUAUUUAUGUGUAAGCACAUUUUACUGUAAAUGUUUGAGUUUCUGAAUUUACAACAGAUGUGUUUUAGUAUGUAGUAAGCAAUAUCUUAAAGUGUCCUAUUCACUACUUGUUAAUUAAAAAAGUUAUUAAUAUGAAACUGUUGUCUUACUAUUUUUAGAAAAUUGUGUUUUGGUGAAUAAUAGUUGUGUAAAGGAGAUUUCUGGGAUAUAUGGAUUGUUUUGAAAUUUUCCGGUUUGGCUCUAUUUACUGUAAUGAAUGAAAACAAUUUAGUAUUGGACAACCUUUUUUUUCCCCCCUCCUAAUUUUGCCUCUAUGGCAAAAUGAUAUAGAACUAGAUUAAAGAUGUAGCUUUUUAAUAUUUGUCUUCUGAUGGUGACAGGAAUUCAUACAUUAAUUGAACUAACACAUCAUAUUGACCUACUGCUUCUAUCAUAUUGACGUACUGUUUCUGCACUUCCUUGACCUGACUUAACAAAAAUGUCCAUGUUUGUUAAAAUGUAGUCACACCUCUGAUAUAAGCCAACAAAAAGUGUUCAAAAUAUUUUAAAUACUUGUACAUUUUAUAAUCACUAAAUUAAUCUCUCUCUCUUCUCUUUAAACAGCUUAGCAGUGUCUGCAAAAGUGAAUCUUUUCCUACAACCUGUUAACUGACUGGACUGAUGGUAACAAAGUAAUUGUGGGAGCCAUGUCGGUCAAAAAUUUGGCAUCUGCUGAAAAAAAUGAAUGCCAUUUUCAAGUUCCCAAAUUACUUCUAUACUGGUUUCACUUUCCAGAAAUGGAGAUAUGAAAAGAUUCUCUGGAAUCCUUGAAAGACUUAAUAGAAAUACUUGAGACUAAGUUAAUUUUGGAACAAAAUUAUACCUUUUUUUUUGUCUUUCAUAGGAGUGAUACUCAGUUCUUCGCAUACCUUUUUAAAAAUUGUAACCAUUGGAGAAGAGAAUUAUAGUAUUUCAUCAAGGAGAAUUAGAUUCUUUACAUAAUCAAGAGCACAUUCUAUGGAAUUAUAUUUAGUGGAGUAGAAUUGCAUAAACAAGCCAUCACUGAUCACAGGCAUAUCAUGAGUUUGUAUUUAUGUCCUGGAACAUGGGAGAUAAUCUGAAGUACAGACAGAUCUUGCCAAGUAGAAUGUGAAAGUUAAUGUAAAGUCCUUAACUAUGAAGAGGAAUCUUUUUAAGUAGAAGCAUUGUCUGUAUAUCUUUGAAAAAGUUGAUUUAUGAUUAAAUGUGUGGGUAGUUAAUUGCAAUUCAGGGUAAUACCAGGAUGUGUGCAGAUUCUGAGGUUUUGGCUUCUUGAGCUUUCUCUGAGUACUUGACACAAAAUUUUUUGAAUAUUUUGAGGUUCCUAAUGAAUGGUAUACUAGUUUCUACUGUUUUAUAUAAAUUAAAGUUUCUCUAGUGUUAUGUAAGGGCUUUAGUAUUUUGGAUGAUGGGAGUGGCUUUUUCAUGGAAUACGGUUGUUUUACUUAAUGGAAACAUUUUUCCAGUUUAUUACAGUGUGGAAAAACACUCAAAACUCUGGAUUGUUUUAUUUCAUUUUUGUUGGAUUAUGUUAAUACAUUCUUUUACCUGGUCUAGACCGAGCUGUGCUAUCUUACAUUUGGGAAGUACGCAGGGAGAAGUGGGAAAUGGUAGGACAUAGCCUCUUUUUUCUUUUCUUCCCAGAAUAAUUUAUGAUAACUAUACAUUUUGGUUAUUGUAUGGUAUUAUACAAAACCUAUUAAAUCCACUCAGUUUCUUGUAUUCUAAGUGUAUUCAAUGUUUGUGAUGCCUGGUAGCAAAGAGUAUUCCCAGUGGCUUAUAACUGUAUGGAUGCUUUUACAGCACAAACAGUACAGCUGGUUAUAAUUCCACAACCAAUGAUUAGGCAUCAGCUAUCCCCCUUUGAUGGAACAUGGAGUGGAUAAUUCAGUCAGUGAUAAUGAGUAAUUAUCUUUUAAAAUAUGUGAUUACCAAGUUUAGCAUUUUAAAGGUUUAGUUUAAUAUCUUACUAACUUGGUCAAGUUUUUAAGUUAAACAAUCUGAUAACUAGGUAGUAAAAUAUUUUCAAGUUUUUAGUUUUUCUCCCAGACUCCUUAUCAAUGCAAAGUUUUGAGACCGUCCCAAAUGUUUAUAUUUUUAUGUUUUACUGUGCUGUUUUUCCUUCAGAAGCCAGGUAGUUACCACUUAAGCCAGGAAUAAAAGAUGGGGAGGUCUUUCAUUAGAAGCUUGUAGAGUGUUUUGUUUGGCCAGCACAGUAUAUUUCACAUAUUUGAACUUGAAUACUUACAUACUCUGUUCACCAGUUACUCCCUAUUGUCUUAUAAUUUCAGAUUGAACUCUGACCGACCUAGACUGCAGAUGGUCAUUUACUUUCAGUUUUGAAGUAAAGAAAAAUUAAACGAGGUAUUUUAAAUUUUAUUUCAGAAAGUAAAUUAUCAUUAGGAACAUAAAUCACGUAAAAUUAGAGAAAAUUUGAUUUUUUUUUCUUUUUUUUUAGAUAUAGGUUGAUAGUUGUUCUCUAACUCGACUUUUUCAUUGCUUUAGUUACUGAUAAUGGUGUUUUCAUUUCUGGUUUUUUAACUUUUUCCCAAUCUGUACAUUCAAGAUUUCUUACUCAGGUAUUUCCCCAUUUUUAAAAAGAAGUCAGUUCACAACAGACUUUAAUAAUUUUUAAAAUUUUGUUCACCUGAAAUUACCUGUUUGAAUGAGAAUGUUUUUCUCAAUUUUGUUAACCUAAUUUUAAAAUCUAGCCACUAAUGGCAUUUUGAACAUGUGUGUAGUUCUGCUAAUAUGCAAAGAUUUGAAUUUUAUUGGUGGGCCAACUUCCUUUAGAAUGUGCCUUCAAAUUUUGUAUCUUUCCUAUUCUAUAACCAUUGAGGUCAUUUUCCUAGACCCCCUCUGGAUUUUAAUGUACUUAUAGUUUGGGGUUUACAAAUUUAUAUUAAUUUAAGUAGAAUAUAUGAACCCUUUUUAAAGCCAAAUAACUAUAAAUUGUAAAUGACAGAUUUAAAUUGUUUGCUGUCACUGAACUGAAAUAUUAAAAACCGUUUUCCUGAC
Messenger RNA from Miniopterus natalensis, 6245 nucleotides. RefSeq names its product CREB/ATF bZIP transcription factor (gene CREBZF). The record is from RefSeq and is a predicted model, not a curated record. NCBI's taxonomy places the organism in Eukaryota, Metazoa, Chordata, Mammalia, Chiroptera, Miniopteridae. Gene Ontology annotation, molecular function: DNA-binding transcription factor activity. Gene Ontology annotation, biological process: regulation of DNA-templated transcription.